AUGCGUGAAUACAAAAUAGUCGUGCUUGGUAGUGGUGGCGUUGGUAAAUCAGCAUUGACUGUACAGUUUGUUCAAGGAUUAUUUGUUGAAAGAUAUGAUCCAACGAUUGAAGAUAGUUAUCGAAAACAAGUAGAAGUCGAUGGACAACAAUGUAUGCUUGAAAUUUUGGAUACUGCUGGAACAGAACAAUUUACUGCUAUGCGAGAUUUGUAUAUGAAAAAUGGUCAAGGAUUUGUACUUGUAUAUUCAAUAACUGCUCAAUCGACAUAUUAUGAGCUUAUUGAUUUACGUGAUACAAUUCUUAAAGUAAAAGAUACAGCUGAUGUACCAAUGGUAUUAGUAGGAAAUAAAUGUGAUCUUGAAGAUGAACGUGUAAUUGGGAAAGAAGUUGGUCAAACAUUAGCACGUAAUUGGAAUGCAACAUUUCUUGAAACAUCUGCUAAACAAAAAAUAAAUGUUAAUGAGAUAUUUUUUGAUCUUGUUCGUCAAAUAAAUAAACGAACAGCAGUAAAUAAAGAUAAAAAAAUUAAAAAUAAAAAUUCUGGUCAAAUUAUGAAUUCAAAUCUAUCAGCGUCAAGUGGAAACAAUGAUGUUGAUAAUUUACCAACAAAUUUAUCAAAUCCAGCAACUGUUUCAAAUGAUCAAGGUUGUUGUAUACUUUUAUAA
Rotaria sordida is the source of this 666-nucleotide messenger RNA. The record is from the annotation of a GenBank genome assembly. Lineage: Eukaryota; Metazoa; Rotifera; Eurotatoria; Philodinida; Philodinidae.